This is a messenger RNA of Caenorhabditis briggsae, 225 nucleotides long. Lineage: Eukaryota; Metazoa; Nematoda; Chromadorea; Rhabditida; Rhabditidae. The record is from RefSeq and is a predicted model, not a curated record. Bases 1 to 225 code for a protein of 74 amino acids. The transcript has a single exon.
AUGUUGGAAGAACAGCAAUCCGAAGGCUGUUAUUAUGACACGCCAAUUACAAACACCAGAGAAAUGUGGUGGUUUGUCUCAAGGCAAGAAAAAAUUACGAAGAAGAAAAAGAUGAUGUUCAAGAAGACAAGGAAGAAGCAGAUUCGGGAACGAAGGUCAACGCAGAUCAUCUUCGUUUGGAUACCUUCAAUGACUUCUUCUCCUUUUGAUCCGUCAUUGUUUUGA